This is a messenger RNA of Morone saxatilis (striped sea-bass), 2895 nucleotides long. RefSeq names its product striatin, calmodulin binding protein 4 (gene strn4). Lineage: Eukaryota; Metazoa; Chordata; Actinopteri; Moronidae. Bases 205 to 2517 code for a protein of 770 amino acids. Gene Ontology annotation, cellular component: dendrite. Gene Ontology annotation, molecular function: calmodulin binding; protein phosphatase 2A binding; protein-containing complex binding. The transcript is spliced from 18 exons. The record is from RefSeq and is a predicted model, not a curated record.
CGGAAGUGUAGUAUUUUACCACCUGAAUAGUAAUUUUGCUCUGUGCGUGUGAGAAAAGGAAGAAAAGAGGGUCACUAAUAGUGAAGUGCAGCUGGGUUGGAAUAAGGAUACGAGGUACUUUUUUUUUUUAUUUUUUUAUUAUUGUUGUUCGUACACUCUGUCCGUUUCCACCUCCUUAUCCUGGCGAAAGGUUGAACGGUUAAAAUGGAGGCGGACAGAUCCGGCGGAGGACCAAACCCGAACUCCGGAGGCGGCAGCGGAGCGGGGCGCAACCCAAACGGGCCCAAAGCAGCACCGGGCCAGGCGACAUCAGCCGCGGCGACCGGGGCGAUGGCAGCGGCGGCGGCGGCGGCAGCAGCCGGAGCCAUGCCCGGAUCGUCGCAGGCUCGGGAGCUGCAGGACGGGGACUCGGGUAUGACGCUUCCUGGGAUCCUGCACUUCAUCCAGUACGAGUGGGGACGCUUCCAGGCCGAGAAAUACCGCUGGGAGGCUGAGAGGGACGAACUCAGGGCUCAGGUGGCAUUCCUACAGGGUGAGAGGAAAGGGCAGGAAAAUAUGAAACAGGACCUGGUGAGGCGGAUCAAAAUGCUGGAGUAUGCCCUCAAACAAGAGCGGGCUAAGCACCAGAAGCUGAAGACAGGAAAUGACCAGAGUCCUGGAGACAAGAAACCAGAGACAGAAGCAGACCAACUUCCCAAUGGGCCAGCUGAGUCAGACUCUGAGCCAGCCAAUCAGAUGUCGUGGAAGGAGGGACGUCAGCUACUACGCAAAUAUCUUGAGGAAGUGGGUUAUUCAGACACUAUCCUGGACAUGCGGUCUAAGCGUGUGCGCUCCCUGCUUGGGCGGAGCAGUCCUGAGGCUAAUGGACCUCCACCAAGUGAAACCUGUCCUGAGCCGGAGCCCCGGGCAGGUGGAGAGUCGUUGUUGGUCAGACAGAUAGAGGAACAGAUCAAGAGGAAUGCGGGCAAGGAAAGCUCUAAGGAACGUCUGGGUGGCUCGGUGCUCGAUAAGAUCCCCUUUCUGCAUGGCUGUGAGGACGAUGAUGAAGACGACAGUGACGAGGACGAUGACUUCCAAGGCAUGGCCACCGACUGCAUCGAUGGACCGCGCAAGAACAAAAAGUCUCGCGUAAAGAUGGGUUCGGAGCCCAUGACCACAGACCUGGACCCCGAAGACGAGGAGGACGAAGACGACUCGGAAGAUGCCCUCAGUGAAUUUGACUUCCUGGGCUCGGGGGAGGAUGGGGAGGGGGCGGGAGAGGCCCGGAUCUCGGGGGACGGACGGGAGUUAGAGAACCGCAGGAACAAGUUACAAGGCAUGAUGUCGGACUUCCCCCCUAAACCCACCCCACCCCCCUCUGUAUCGGGACAGGCUCGCUCCGGGGAAGGCGGCGCCCUGGGUUUUUCCUCUGACGUCUUCAUCAUGGACGCCGUUGGAGGAGGUGACAUGAACCUGGGCGAACUGGCUGAUCUCACUGUUGCCAAUGACAACGAUCUCUCCAUGGAUAUGCAGGAUAACCGAGAGGAGUUUAAGAAGACAUGGAACCCUCGCUUCACACUACGCAGCCACUUUGAUGCCAUUCGCGCUUUGACCUUUCAUCCCAGCCAAGCGGUGCUGCUCACAGCCGCUGAGGAUGGAACACUAAAACUCUGGAACCUCAACAAGGCCAUGCACUCUAAAAAGAAUGCAGCAUUGGACGUUGAGCCCAUCUACACGUUUAGAGCACACAGCGGAGCCGUUCUGUCACUGACCAUGGGCGAGGAUGGAGACUCUUGCUACAGCGGAGGUCUAGAUGGAACUGUCAGAUGUUGGAAGAUGCCAGACCUCAACGUGGAUCCUUACGAUAAUUAUGAUCCUGGCAUCGAGAGCAGCGUACUAGCCGGCCAUGAAGACAGCGUGUGGGGUCUAACUUACUCGGCAGUCCACCAUCGCCUCGCCUCGUGCUCAGCCGAUGGCACCAUUCGCAUCUGGGACCCUCAGAACUCAGCUCCCUGCCUGUCUGUCUUCAAUAAGGAGAGAGAGCACGGGACACCCACCUCAGUGGCCUUUGUGGCCACUGACCCCAACCAGGUGGUGGUGUCGUUUGACGGCGGAGAGACGCUGCUCUACGACCUCAACACAGAGCAGAGCACCACUGCGCUAGAGACACAGACCAAGGAUGGCAGUGAGCUGAUCAACCGUGUGGUCAGUCACCCAUCUGAGCCCGUAUCCAUCACUGCACAUGAGAACCGCACCAUCCGCUUCCUAGACAACAAGACAGGAAAAGUUGUUCACUCAAUGGUGGCUCACCUGGACGCGGUCACCUGUCUUACUACAGACCCUAAAGGCACUUACCUCAUCUCUGGCAGCCACGACUGUUCUGUGCGCCUGUGGAUGCUGGACAACAGGACGUGCGUGCAGGAGAUCACGGCCCACAGGAAGAAGCACGACGAGGCCAUUCAUGACGUGGCCUUCCACCCUUCCCAGCCCUUCAUUGCCAGUGCCGGCGCAGAUGCACUUGCCAAGAUCUUUGUCUGACAGCACUGUCGUCAUUCUGAGUCCAACGAAAACAACUGGGCCAAAAGAGAUGGAAGACUACAGUGGACAAAUUUCCCCUGCUUACACACACACACACUUACACACACACUUGUCCUGCACCCCACUGGCUGGGUCAUUGCCACAGGACGUCACCUCCCCUCAGUCUCCCUCACUGUUCUCUGAUGCCUCAGUGACUUCUUGUAAUACUAACCACACUGCUUUUUUAUAACUUUAAAAAUUACGGCUGCUCCGUUUUCAAAUAAUCAUGUUUGGAGUAACUCUUUUCUACACUACAAUAUUCUGUUCUGCUUUUUUUCAGUCUACCAACUAUUACAAAGCAUCAUACGUGUGUGUGGUAGUGUUGUGCGCUUGAACUUG